Molecule: messenger RNA, 966 nt
Organism: Cyphellophora attinorum
Lineage: Eukaryota; Fungi; Ascomycota; Eurotiomycetes; Chaetothyriales; Cyphellophoraceae
Product: Short-chain dehydrogenase 5
Exons: 1
Coding region: 1-966 (321 amino acids)
Molecular function (GO): oxidoreductase activity
Source: RefSeq, a predicted model, not a curated record
AUGGGAUCCAUCCGCACAAAACACGCAGUAAUCUCCGGAGCAUGCUCAGGCAUCGGCCUGGCCCUUGCCCGCUCUCUCCUCGACCAACCCGACUGGAAGGUCGUCUGCGCAGACAUCCGGCCCGAGUCAUGGAAGAACCUGAAUCCUCCACUGGACUCCUCCCGGGCGACGUUUGUCGAAUGCGAUAUCGCUGACUGGGAUAGCCAUGCUGCGCUGUUCAAGAAGGCUUUCGAGUGGACCGGCGGGCAGAUCGACUUCUACGCCGCCAAUGCAGGCAUCGGCGACCGAGAGAGCUUGCUAUUUCCUUGGGACCUUGAGGCUGAGCCUACGAAGCCCAAUCUGGACUGUAUUGCUGUGUGUGAGCUGGCUAACUACUAUGGCAUGAAGCUCUUCGUGCACUAUGCACGGAAGACUCAGCAGCGGCUAGGUGCAGACCAUGCGAAGAUCUAUCAUCCUAAAGUCGUCAUGACAGCCAGCUGCGUCGCGCAGUAUCCAUUCCCAAUCGCGCCACAGUAUAGCGCGGCCAAGCAUGCCAUACUGGGAUACACACGCGCCAUCGGCGGCACCUUGUACGCCAAGGAUAACAUCACUGUCAAUUGCAUCAUGCCUGCCGUGGUCGACACGGGCAUCCUACCCGGUGACCUGAAGGAACGCUGGCCGAAAGGCUGGCUCACGCCUUUGAGCACGAUGGUGCGCGCAUUCCAAGAGCUCAUCGACGAGACUGGGAAGGUGCAACAAGAUGGCAAGAGUGAUGGUAAGGAUGGGGUUGUGAAGACGGCUCAGAGCGUGGAGUGUGCGCUUGACCGACUGUACUAUAGGGAGCCUGUGGCGGCGCCGGAUGAGAGCCAGGCGUUCAUGGUGAAGGAUAGCGUUGAUCCGAACGGUGUAUGGGCAGCCUCGGUGAAUGCAGUUUGGCAGGCGAGGGUUGCGGCUGGCGAUACUAGUAGCAGUGUUGGUGGUCAGUAG